Molecule: messenger RNA, 4459 nt
Organism: Polyodon spathula (Mississippi paddlefish)
Lineage: Eukaryota; Metazoa; Chordata; Actinopteri; Acipenseriformes; Polyodontidae
Product: B-cell lymphoma/leukemia 11B-like
Exons: 3
Coding region: 306-2471 (721 amino acids)
Biological process (GO): positive regulation of transcription by RNA polymerase II
Cellular component (GO): nucleus
Molecular function (GO): DNA-binding transcription factor activity; RNA polymerase II cis-regulatory region sequence-specific DNA binding
Source: RefSeq, a predicted model, not a curated record
CACCUACCUUUAGGCGGAUUCCCACGACAGCUCUUCCAAAAUAUCAUUCUCUGAAAGGAGGGGUUCGGCGGCCGCGGCUCCUCCCUCUCAAAGUGGCCCGGCCUCGUUAGGAGGUGUGCUCGGAGGAUUUCAGCCUCGCUGUCUUGAACUUGAGUAACAGAAACUCCGCAGGAGUGUAGCGCAGCGCCGGCACAGCUCAACCGCGGAGCGCAAAAACCACGCAGGUGUCUCAAGACACAGAGAACCACGCGGGGAUCGCCGUCGCUGCUCCCGGAUUAUAUAUAGAUAUAUUAGAAAUCUUAAGGAUGUCGAGACGCAAACUGGGUAGCAAACCCCAGCACGUCAGCACAUUUCCGUGUGAGACUGAGCUGACGGACGUGACCCUGCCCUCUCUUGAAAAGAUGGCCGUCCUGCCGGGGAAGGACCCCAGCGACCGUGACCUCCUGACCUGCGGACAGUGUCGCCACAGCUUCCCCCUGGCGCACAUCCUGGUCUUUAUUGAGCACAAGAAGGGGAGGUGCCAGGGCGGGGCCUGCCUCAAAGAGGCGGAGCUUUUAGGACACAGCCCUCCCUCCCCGCCCAAUAAGACAUUGAGUCGGUCUCCCUUGGAGCCAGCGGUCCAGGCGGCUUCAAGAAUGCGCGGGUGGAGCAGGCCUGGGGAGAGUGGGAUAUCGGUGAAGCAGGAGAACUCUGUGGAAGGUGAAGGUGAGCCAUCAUGCUAUAUCUGCCAGUCGUGCAAGGAGCUGUUCCCCAGCGCGUGGUUCCUGCUGCAGCAUGCUCAGAGCACGCACGGCCUCAGCAUCUACCUGGAGUCUGACACUCUGAAAGGCUGUCCUCCCAGGGACAGGGAGUCGGGGUCCCUGAGCUCCCUGAGAGAGAAGGUACAUCAGCAGCGCCUUGCCAGCCUCCAAAAAACAGACUACUUCUCUCCUUCCUUCACGCCUUCUCUUCAACAGAGCCUGCCCCACCAAAUCAACUUCCUGUACCCCGAGAACCGCCCCGAAAUGCAGCCCUACCCCCAGCCUGGAAACAGCUUGUUGGAUCGAUUCGACAGCCCCGGGCCGGACCAGGCCCUCAACUUCUCAGCCCGGCUUCGAGAGCUGGCUGGGAACAUCGUGUCUGCAGAGCCCCCUUCCUCGAUGCGGAGCGGCUCUCCAUUUCUCCAGACCACCCAGCCCACCUGCGAGGAUGCCCCGCCAGCCGGGGGGAGAGCAAAGUCCUGCGAGUUCUGCGGCAAGACCUUCAAGUCUUUGAGCAACCUGGUGGUGCACCGCAGGAGCCACACUGGGGAGAAACCGUACCGCUGCCCCUUCUGUGACCACGCCUGCACCCAGUCCAGCAAGCUGAAGCGCCACAUGAAGACCCACCGGCUCGAAAUCGGGCCCCAGGCCUGGGAGAGCUGCCUGGGAGCCGCCUCAGCCCUCAAGGCGAGGGCCAAAGAGUACGAGGGAUACCAGGGAGCAGACGAGACCAAGCCCGACGCGGCAAAGAUCUCGCAUGAAAGUGAGGGCCAGGAGAUUGUUCUGCAGGCAGAGGUUUCUGAGACACUGCCGGAGAAAAAGAACCGCUGGCCGGGGAGCAGCCUGUAUGCUCGCGUCCCUGCACGGAUGAGAAAGCUCAAGGACAUGUAUCCGAGCCUGGAGGAGCAGGAGGCUGAGGACCUCGCUGCAGGACAGCUCCCCUCGGACACUGAUCUCCAGGAGCUGGCCAACAAGAGCCUGCUGUCCUCCCUGGCACUGACUCAGGCCUCUCCAGGCAAGCAAGGCCUGCUGAGCUUCCUCAACCGGAGGAUCAAACUGGAGCAGGAGGAGGAGAAGACCAGCGGGAUCCCACUACUACCACCACUCUACCAAAAUAGUUUGUAUUCCCAGUGGCUGUCCGGGUACAAUGGGUCCAUAAACAGCAUAUUGGACCCCAAGGAUCCAACUCCGGAUUCCAGGAGGGCCUCCCCGUUUGGGAAUGCUUCUGAACGCUCCCUGGAGAACUCUCCGGAAAACAACUCUGGCUCGCACGUCCUGAUGGAAGACAGCUCGGAGGAGGCCCUGUCUUCUGAGAGCGGGAUCGCCAGCGGGAACUGCACCCCGAAGCAGACCGGGGGUGGCGGUGGGGGGAAGCGCGCGGAUACCUGCGAGUUCUGCGGGAAGCGCUUCAAAAACAGCAGCAACCUGACGGUGCACAGGAGGAGCCACACCGGGGAGCGGCCCUACCACUGCACGCUGUGCUCCUACGCCUGCGCCCAGAGCAGCAAGCUGACACGCCACAUGAAGACCCACGCGCCCCACGGGGGCAAGGCUGCCUUCACCUGCCAGGUGUGCCACGUGCCCUUCUCUGUCUACUCCACGCUGGAGAAGCACAUGAAGAAACGCCAUGCCAACGAGGAAACUGCGACGGACAGCAGUGGCACUGCCCCCUGUGAGAUUCGACAGGAGCAGCAGGACAGUCAGGCUAGGAACCCCAGCACUGAACGUUAGCACACAGGAGGGAUUCAUUACAGGCCAAGCCUGCUGUGACAAAGAGAGAAGGGCUCUGAUUUGAGGGUUACAUAAUGCCUGAUUUCUCCUAUCCAUUAGUUAGCAACCUGAUCUCUUUGUUGUGUAGCCAGUUUUUUUUUAUAUUUAAUGGAAGUUAAAGUAGAAAGAUUACAAAGUAUUUCCAGUCAAUCUUACCUGAUGCAAAUGGUCUUUGAAAAGCCAGGGAAUGGUUACCGGAGGACUUGCUUCUGGGAGUUUCAAAAGAGAACGAUUUCCAGUGGAAACGCUUCUCAUUGAUUGACUAAGUUUCAUUUAACAUUUCUAAAUUCAACCACGAUUGAAUGUUUUAGUAGUUACUGAAGCAUUUCAAAAGAACUCAAACUCCCAGAAGCCUCUGGCUCUCCUUCUAACCCAAUCGUUGCUUUUUCUUUGAACCUCAUAUUCUCAAGAUCUGUCUAUGAAAUUCAAGUCAAGAAGUUAUCAGUAAAUGUGAACUUAAGAAUCAAAUGCACUUUUCCCAGAAGGUGUGUUUCUUUUGGACUAAGACCUGCGAAAUACAGUAAUUAAUAUUAGCUGAGAUUUAAUGAGUUUGUUGUCUCCUUUAAACUGAACUCGAUCCCACCAGAUUUCUGUGUGUAAUUUCAACACAUUUUAUAACAUUCUUAAUUUAUCCUGAUUUUGAAACAUAUUUAUUAUCAGUUCAAUGCAGAUUUGAAUGUAUAGGCACUGUACCAUUCCAUUCUAAAAUCUGAAAAAAAAUGGGGUGGAGCUAGUGACAAGACCCGCCCCUUACUGUUAUUUUACUUGAAUGGAUAGAUGUUCAUUUGCAUAUGUAUUUUCCUAGUCUAGUUUAGUAAUAACGACUCUUUUAAAAUAUAUAAACAUGUUUGUUACUAAUGUUUUUGCUGCUCUUCAGUCUAUGCAUUUGUAAAUGUCCUUCGUAAUGUUUAAAAAAGAAAAUUGACCUAAAAGGAUGUCUGUAAAUAGAAUUUGUAGACGCUUAAUUACUUAUAACUACUCAUAAUAAUAUUAAUACGUGGACUGUUUUGUUUUUUUCUUGUUUGUUUUUUUUUGGAGAUGUGGGUAUAUUUUGUAACGUGCUUAUUUAUAAAAUAAGAAAAAUUAGAUUUGAAAAAUCUUGUUUGAAAAAGAUUUGAAAAAUGUGGGUGUUUUUUAAUGUACAGAUAUUGUUCAAGGGAUUUUUUGUAAUUCUUUUUUUAUUUGACGCGUAGGUUGAAUAUACUGUUGUUUUAGGGUACUUCAUAAAGAUGUAUUUAAUUUAUUUCACUUUAAAAACCAUGCUGACUGUGCACGUGGUUCUUGCAUUUUUUCUGACAGUACUGAUUAAUUAAUUUCUUUUUGCUUUUAUGAAUAAUUACAUAUAAUUUACUUUAAUUACCAAAUAGACAAAUUGUUGUAUGUUUUACCUCCUACUCCACCGCGGCUCAUUAAGGACAGUGGGGGAAAAAAAUAAAAAAAAUAAAAAUGUAUUACACUGAGACACACCAGAGCCGUUGUCAGUAAUUCCAGCAAAAGUUUUACAACUUAAUUAGGGAGCUACAUCUAAACUUGUGUAUUUUGGAGCAAAUUGGAGUAAAACUGAUGCGUGGGUCUGUGUUGACAACUUACAAAACGCUUAAUUAAAUGAAGCUUUAUUUAAAAUAAAUAAAUCAAUGCUUAGAACGCUGAUCACACAAACUUGGUUUUACUGCUGUUGGAAUACUGGUACAUUUAAAAUUGAAACCACACAAAUACAUACUCAUCAAAUGCAGGAAUAUUAAGUGUCCCAGUUACACAGUACCUAUGCAAAUGCAGAAUGGUUUUUAGAGAAGAAAGCCAUCGUUUCAACUGUAAAUCUCUAUCAUCUGACGAUCUCCACAGCGCCUCGCCGACUGCAUGGGGCUGUGUUGCUUUUGUAAUCGGGAGACAGAGUAAAGAGAAGUUUAGUACAGUUGUUCUUAAAUAAAACGUUACAUUUCAAAUAAAAA